Molecule: messenger RNA, 1465 nt
Organism: Cuscuta campestris
Lineage: Eukaryota; Viridiplantae; Streptophyta; Magnoliopsida; Solanales; Convolvulaceae
Source: the annotation of a GenBank genome assembly
CACAAGUGAAAUAAGAAAAUCCUCCUGUUGCAGCCGUGGAUUAGGGAAACCGAACCACGUUAAAUUCUUGUGUGUCGUUUGUGUUCUAUUUCUCACUUGAUUCUCGCAGAUAUUUGUGUGUGUUAUGUGUUUAAUUCCCAACAUAGCGAAGGAGAUGAAGAAUAUGACCCAGUAUUUGCCUCCGGAAGUCAUCACGCUCAUCCUCAGCCUACUCCCGGUGGAAUCGGCGGUGAAAUGCACCGCCGUCUGCAAAUCCUGGUACGCUCUCAUCAAAGAUCCCUCUUUCAUUUCCACUCAUCAGCAACAGGCCGCGUCUCUUCAGGACGAUCUUCUCCUUCUCUGUUACCCUGACUGUGAUGAGAGAACGCUCAUGAAAACGGUGUAUGAUUUGCGUCGUGACAACGACGCCUUUGAAGAGUAUAAGAAGUUCCCCUUACCCUCCAAGCCCGGAGUUGAUGAUUGCUAUAAUGUUGGCACAUGUAAUGGGCUGAUUUGUUUGUCGGAUUUUGAGGAAGGUGCUUGGAAUAUAAUUUUGUGGAAUCCUUCCAUUCACAAACAUUUCAUUUUGCCCGAGCCUGAUCUGCCCAAGUCAAAUUUGACCCGCGAGAGCUAUUAUUUUUCUACCUUUGGUUUUGGUUUUGAUUCGGUAUCAAAUGACUACAAGGUACUUCUAAUUGUGCCUUCUGAUGGCGAUGCCAAUGAUUUGGCUGAGGUUUGGUUGUUUUCCUUAAACAGGCGUUCUUGGAUUAGGCUGACUGAUGUUUCUCCUAAGCAUGGUUGUGCUUUUGCAAGGAUGGUCUUUGUGAAGGGUGCCUUGCAUUACGGCCAUUAUUUACAUAUGAUUUUGGCUUUUAAUAUAAGCACCGAAACAUUUUUUUAGAUCAAUAUUCCCGAUGCUUUAGCUCAAUUUGCACCUGGAAUGUCCAUGUCCUUGAUUGGGUAUGAAGAUUCCAUUGCACUGGUUAAUCAUGGCAGCUUUGAUGUCAAACGGCAUGAGUUGUGGGUCAUGAAGGAGUAUGGUGUAGAUAGUUCUUGGACAAAGGUGUUUCAUUCAAUUGACAGAAACGGAGGGUUAGUUUUUGGUACAGACGUGUUUGACAUAUUUGGGGUUAGGAAGAAAGGGGAACUUUUAUUGAAUGUGGGAAGGGAGGAAGGGCAUGGCUGCGAGCUAGCAAUGUUGGAUUUGAACUGCCACCGACAGGAUCAUCAGAAACAGCAGCAGCAGCUUAAGCGUAUUGGUGCACUGGACAACAUUUAAUAUUUUCUUUUUGGUAGGUACGUGGUGAGCCUGGUGUUACUUGACAAUGGGGAAAAAGAUAUUGUGUCGGAGGCGGUCUGAAUGAAUGAAAGUGAAUGAAUAUUAACUAGUAAGUGAACCCAUCUCUUCUGUUUUGUAAAUGUCCCCUAAAAUGACAUCAUUGGCAUAGGACUAUGCUUGGCAUUUAGUACUAGGAGGGUUUCUGUU